Messenger RNA from Mauremys mutica (yellowpond turtle), 2339 nucleotides. It is a transcript of the gene SNRNP35, whose product is annotated as small nuclear ribonucleoprotein U11/U12 subunit 35. Bases 269 to 1078 code for a protein of 269 amino acids. The transcript is spliced from 2 exons. Gene Ontology annotation, biological process: mRNA splicing, via spliceosome. Gene Ontology annotation, cellular component: U12-type spliceosomal complex; precatalytic spliceosome. Gene Ontology annotation, molecular function: mRNA binding; snRNA binding. NCBI's taxonomy places the organism in Eukaryota, Metazoa, Chordata, Testudines, Geoemydidae. The record is from RefSeq and is a predicted model, not a curated record.
GGGCUCUUGGCAGCGCGUGAGGCCCCGAGGGGGAAGCUAGGAAGGAGCCGAGCGGGCUGCUGGGUGGUGCGCGCUGCAGCGGGCACAGGGGCGGAGGCUGCAAAGCCCAGCUGGGGGCUGAGAUGGGCUCCGAAGCACGUGGCCUGUGCCCCCCCUCCUCCCUCCCUCUGAGCGGCCUGUGGGAGGCAUCCGGCCCCUUUCUACACUCGCUUAAAAACACCCACUACCAGAGCAUCGGGAGGAUGUUCCCCUAAAAUACACCCAGAAAAUGAACGAGUGGGCGCCCAUAGCGAAAGAGUAUGACCCCCUUAAAGCAGGGAGCAUUGAUGGCACAGAUGAAGAGCCCCAUGACCGUGCCAUAUGGAGGGCCAUGUUGGCACGGUACGUACCCAAUAAGGGGGUUACGGGAGAUCCCCACCUCACUCUGUUUGUAGCAAGACUGAAUUUACAAACCACAGAGGAGAAGCUGAAGGAAGCCUUUUCCAGGUAUGGAGACAUUAGGAAGAUUCGUCUUGUUAGAGACUUGGUCACGGGUUUUUCCAAGGGCUAUGCGUUUAUAGAGUACAAAGAGGAACGGGCGCUCUUGAAAGCCCAUAGAGAUGCCAACAGGCUGGUUAUUGACCAGCAUGAGAUAUUUGUGGACUUCGAGCUGGAAAGGACCCUCAAAGGAUGGAUCCCUCGGAGACUUGGAGGUGGUUUUGGAGGCAAGAAGGAAUCCGGGCAGCUGCGGUUUGGAGGGCGGGACAGGCCUUUCCGAAAGCCCAUCAAUUUGCCAACUAUGAAAAGCGACUUCUAUGGAGAGGGGCCAGUGGAGAAAAGAGAAAGGAGCUGGUCUCGUGAGGGAGCGAGGGACUGGAGAGCGAGGGACCGAGACCCCGAAAGGAACCGAGACAACAGAUGGCUGGAAAGGGAGCGAUCGUGGGCUUGGGGUGAAAGCAACCGGGAGAGAGAGCGGGAUUCCAAAGAGGAAAGGAGCAGAGGAAGAGACAGGAAGGACAGAGAGAGAAAAGACAGGGAAAGAGACCGUAGCAGGGAGAGAGACUCUAAGAAGCAGAGAGAUGAUGACAAACAUCGGUAGAAGAAAGUGUCUUUAUUACAGAUAAGCUUAACACCCAUGAACUGUGGGGAAGUUUACAGCCAGACCCCUCCAAAAGGUACUGAUUCAAACAACCCUGAAUUGUGGUCAGGUUCUAAUCCAGGCCUGGGCCCGCCUCUGGCUUAAGAAAGCUAUAGGAACAGAUUCAACCCGUGGCUUUGCUGCAUGCUUCCAACCUGCAAGGAGGCCUGCUAAUCUCCUGGAACUAGAUCCUCAGCAGGUGUAAAGUUGGAUAGAGCCACUGUCUUCAGCAAAGCUGCACCAGCCGAGCAGCUGACCCAUUGUCUCUGGUUUAUUGUCCUUCAGGUCAUUUCUAUGGUGGUUUUGCCAGAAAGAGGGGACAAUGACUCCUGCAGUAACCUGUACCUGUGUUGAGUUGUGGAUCUCUUAUUUACAGAGCUUUUGUUCUCUGUCUCAUGUAUUAUGUGGUAUCUGCCCUUUCUUUGGUUUGAUUCCCCACCCCCACCUUCUUAAAUGUAAAAUGUUCUUUGUGUGCAAACAAAUCUUCCUGUGGGUGUAUUCUAACCAUGUGGUGACUGUCUCCUUUCUUUCCGGAGGUCAGGACUGUAGCAGGAUUCCUUAACAUGGUUCAAUUAUACAGGCAAGGCCAACAUCUCUUAUAAACAGGAGAGAGCCCCAGUUCUGUUAUGACAUGAUCCCCCUUACUCAGUAGUUUACCUCUAUAGAUGGGCCCUGAUACUGCGUUAGAUUCAGCAUAGCCCUCCCCAGCUCAUGCAGCUUGGAGCUGAGAGAACUGCAGCGGCAUUGGUAUCAUAGUCCCAGCCUUCCAGAUAUUGACAGGCGUCCUACAGGAAAAAGAGGAGAGCCAGAACUGGGCAUUCACAGCAAAAGUGUUAGAAGGCAGAUCUUAGGACACAGCCAAUUAUUUUAUUUGUUGCUCUUCAGAGGUUUUCUUUACGCAAAGUCUCACUAAUGUGUUUUAUAGAGCGGGGAGGAGGGGUAGCAGGAUCUGGGAAAUAACGAAAGCAUUGGAAAGCACAGAGUAUUGCAUUUACUACCUCUGAUGAUCUCGGGCUCUAUGUAGUUCCAUUUCUAAGAACAUUAAGGAACCAGUAAUCACUGUUUGCUGUGGGUUCUCUAUUAUACUUUGCUUCAGGGAGACCCAAUGGAAUGUACAAGUUGUAUGUACCUAUGAAAAUAAAAAUGAAAUGUUUAAAAAAAUUUUAACCACAUGAUACUUGUUGGCAUUCUGUAAGGAACACCAGACUUACAGAUGUGCCUG